AUGGGAACCGGGUUUUAUUGGAAUUCCGGUCCCACAUACAAUGUUGUUGGCCAUGCAUACAGCAUCAAUGUAUACAUAGCAACUUGGAGCAACCCGGUAUGCUCAAACUGCUCGACAUGCCCGAGCGGCAAGCACGCCAGCAGCACCUGCAGCAGCAACAGCGGUAUAGUAUGCUCAAACUGCUCGACAUGCCCGAGCGGCCAGUACAUCAGCAGCGCCUGCAGCAGCAACAGCGAUACAGUAUGCUCAAACUGCUCGACAUGCCCGAGCGGCCAGUACAUCAGCAGCACCUGCAGCAGCAACAGCGAUACAGUAUGCUCAAACUGCUCGACAUGCUCGAGCGACAAGUACAUCAGCAGCGCCUGCAGCAGCAACAGCGAUACAGUAUGCACAAACUGCUCGACAUGCUCGAGCGGCCAGUACAUCAGCAGCGCCUGCAGCAGCAACAGCGAUACAGUAUGCUCAGACUGCUCGACAUGCUCGAGCGGCCAGUACAUCAGCAGCGCCUGCAGCAGCAACAGCGAUACAGUAUGCUCAAACUGCUCGACAUGCCCGAGCGGCCAGUACGCCAGCAGCGCCUGCAGCAGCAACAGCGAUACAGUAUGCUCAAACUGCUCGACG
Guillardia theta CCMP2712 is the source of this 621-nucleotide messenger RNA. RefSeq lists its product as hypothetical. The record is from RefSeq and is a predicted model, not a curated record. Gene Ontology annotation, molecular function: protein binding. Lineage: Eukaryota; Cryptophyceae; Pyrenomonadales; Geminigeraceae. The transcript has a single exon. The annotation marks the transcript as partial.